AGGUGUGAGUGGAGGAGGUGAUCCAGCUUCCCCUCUGAGCUCUGAGACCGAAACCCGGGCAGAUGGCAUGGGUCUGGAACGGGGAAAGGAUGAAUCCAACAGAGGAAAGUCCUCCCAGGGGUCUUACCAUCCGAGAGAGCUGCUGAAGGAAAUGGAAGUGGCAGCUCCUGGGCUGAAUGCAGGGAAAAGCACAAAGGCUGCUGUUGGCAGAUCUGUGCGGCAGCGCCACGUGGCAGUGAUGGUGCUGCUCUCAGCUGUGCUGCUGUCUGCGCUGGUGCUGGCCUGCAUCGCUGUGUCGCAGACGUGGAACAAAUGCCUUGUGUGCAAGAGGAGAGAGAGAGCAGCAGAGCGAGCUCAUCCUGACACCGGCUGGGAGGGAGUUCCAGCUGGAGAUGAAGUGGAGAGUGGAGAGGCAACGAGAGAGAUCCUUGCCCAAGCAAACAAGAACCUCAGCAAUAGUUUCAGUCCGUUCCGUUCUGCCAUCCCAGAGGCCAGAGGUGUUCAGACUCGUCUGGAAGACCUGGAGCGUGAACUCCAAGCCAUGAAAAAGGUCCGUGGGAACAGUGGACGAGUUCGAAGAUUCUUAGCUCGCCACAGCUACCGUCCUUCUGAGGGUUCUAAUGAGGACCCAGAAAGCGAGCUUCCUCUGACCGCCGGACAGCACGUUUAUGUCUUUGGAGAUGUGGAUGAGGACGGCUGGUUUCUGGGAGAGCUGACGGAUGGCACGAGAGGGCUGGUCCCUUCCAGUUUGGUUACAGAGGUUUCAGAUGAUGAGCUGGACACAACGAUGCCUCCCGAGCUCUGUGAUUUCCUGCUGGAAACGGAUGAUUGUGUCGAUGCAAAGAGUCCAUAAUGCAGCAACAUCCUGUCACAAUUCUUGCCUCACUUCAUCACCAUGUUUCUGUUUCACCAUUGUCAUG
This is a messenger RNA of Lagopus leucura (white-tailed ptarmigan), 920 nucleotides long. Its product is annotated as RIMS-binding protein 2-like. The record is from RefSeq and is a predicted model, not a curated record. Gene Ontology annotation, molecular function: protein binding. Gene Ontology annotation, biological process: neuromuscular synaptic transmission. Lineage: Eukaryota; Metazoa; Chordata; Aves; Galliformes; Phasianidae. The transcript has 5 exons. The coding region runs from base 68 to 853 and encodes 261 amino acids.